Messenger RNA from Dichomitus squalens LYAD-421 SS1, 363 nucleotides. RefSeq lists its product as uncharacterized. The coding region runs from base 1 to 363 and encodes 120 amino acids. Lineage: Eukaryota; Fungi; Basidiomycota; Agaricomycetes; Polyporales; Polyporaceae. The record is from RefSeq and is a predicted model, not a curated record. The transcript has 2 exons.
AUGACCGGAGUUCAGAAGCCGACCUGGAGAAGAUGGCGUCGACGAAGGAAGGCGCUAUGGACGCUCGGCGCACCCGCCACGCCAUCCAUCGAUGCGAAGAGUCACCUUAAACUGGCGGACCAUGAGCGGCCGGUGGCGUGCCAGCUCGCAGUCUGCGGUGCACCACAGUGGAAGAAGACUCGCAAAAACUGGAUGCGCGGGCUCGCAGAGCUAGAGGCGGAGGAGCUUGUGCAGAGCAAGGUCGUGCAGCACGACGGCAAGGUCAACGGGCAAGCCAUCGAGGUGUCGCGAGCUGAGAAAGAGCAUCUCGUGGCUGCCACUGCGGCCGCGGCCAAGGCGACGAGCAGCUGUGGAAACUGCUAA